GACACACAACAUGGCGGACUAGAAUAGUCGGCCGACGCGCCCGGAUACAGCGGAUAAACCGUGGGAUUUAAUCUCCAGGAAGGCGAAGAAAGUACCCUCCGAAGGGACGGUACGUUAGGGCGAAGUGAGGAUUUCUUUUAGAGAGGGGGUGCCUUCCUUGCUUGGAUUUAGUAGAUAAACUGACUGCGAAGUGUUGACUGUGUGUCCCAGAUCGUGCUUCCCUCCUCUGCUAUCACCCAGGUCCCCCCACCCCGCUCACACUCUCGGUUCCUGGGGUGUGGAGACUGGGGCCGGGGUUGAAAAACGUGGAAGCGAAAGAGAGGAUAAAUUCCUGGUUGGCUUUGAUUUUUGUAUCCCUCCUCCGGGUUUUCUUCGGGUGCUACAGGAGUUGUGGGCCACGGCGUGCGAAUGAGUGAUUGAUGCCAACUUCCCUUCUUCAGGGCAGAAUGGGUGUGUGUCCCCUGCUCCUGCUGCUCAGUCUAGCCCUCGGGGCCUCCGCCCAGGAUCAUGCCCCCAUCACAAGUCCUCCAAAUAUCACUGCUAAACCCACAGACCCUCCCGCCGCACCCUCCCUCAACUCAACCGCACCCACACCAGCCCCCCCAGGCCCACCCACAACGCUCGCCCCUGCAGUUAUCCCGGUGAUGACAACAAGAACAACAACGACCACCACCACUACAAGCCCAGCUGGUGGUGAGGACGUACAAGCUGUGGGUCCCAAUGGCACCACAAAAGUUUUGCCAGUUCCUCCACCCCCACCUCAAGCUCCAACUGAUGCCCCUCAGGCACCACCGAGCACUGAGUCUAACCCUCCUCCCACCCCAGCGGGGGGAGACAACAGGACCACAGCCUCAACUCCAGACACCCCAACAACAGAGAGUUAUGCUGAUAAGGAUAUAUUCAGCUUAGAGACAGAGACCAGCACAGAACCUGGAAAGGAGUUCACCUCAGACCCCAGCCCACAUGACAACAGCCCGGCUGAUGAAAUGCCAAUCAUAGCAGUGAUGGUGGCCCUGUCCUCCCUGCUGGUCAUCAUCUUCAUCAUCAUCAUCCUCUACAUGCUCAGGUUUAAGAAGUACAAGCAGGCAGGAAGCCAUUCAAACUCCUUUAGACUGACCAACGGCAGAUCGGAUGAUACAGAACUCCAGAGUGUCCCACUAUUGGCCCGUUCACCCAGCACAAACAGGAAGUACCCGCCCCUUCCUGUUGACAAGCUAGAGGAAGAAAUGAACCGUCGCAUGGCUGAUGACAACAAACUCUUCAGGGAGGAGUUUAAUGCGCUGCCAGUCUGCCCCAUACAGGCAUCAUGUGACGCUGCCUCCAAGGAGGAGAAUAAAGAAAAGAACAGAUAUGUCAACAUCCUGCCAUAUGAUCACUCCAGGGUGCAUCUCUCAUCUCUGGAGGGAGUCCCUGACUCUGACUUCAUCAACGCCUCCUUUAUAAAUGGUUAUCAAGAGAAGAAUAAGUUUAUUGCAGCUCAAGGGCCAAAGGAGGAAACAGUAAAUGACUUCUGGCGAAUGAUCUGGGAGCAGAACACAGCUACCAUUGUCAUGGUGACCAAUCUGAAGGAGAGAAAAGAGUGUAAGUGUGCACAGUACUGGCCGGACCAGGGCUGCUGGACAUACGGGAACAUCCGAGUAUCUGUAGAAGACACAAUGGUUCUGGUGGACUACACCAUCCGCAAGUUUUGCAUCCAGCAGGUGGGAGAUGUGUCUGGGAAGAAGCCUCAGAGGCUCGUCACCCAGUUCCACUUCACCAGCUGGCCAGAUUUUGGGGUGCCCUUUACCCCUAUUGGCAUGUUGAAGUUCCUCAAGAAAGUCAAGACCUGCAACCCCCAGUAUGCCGGGCCCAUUGUGGUCCAUUGUAGUGCGGGUGUGGGGAGGACAGGUACCUUCAUUGUGAUCGAUGCCAUGUUGGACAUGAUGAUCGCUGAGAGGAAGGUGGAUGUGUUUGGCUUCGUCACCAGGAUCAGAGCCCAGCGCUGUCAGAUGGUCCAGACUGAUAUGCAGUAUGUGUUCAUCUUCCAGGCGUUGUUAGAGCACUACCUUUACGGAGACACAGAGCUAGAAGUGACCUCUCUGGAGUCCCACCUGGCCAAACUCUACACCCCCUCACCUGGAGCUGGCUGCAGUGGCCUGGAGGCUGAAUUCAAGAAACUGACAUCCAUCAAGAUCCAGAAUGACAAGAUGAGAACAGGCAACCUGCCCGCCAACAUGAAGAAGAACAGAGUCCUACAGAUCAUUCCAUAUGAGUUUAACAGAGUGAUCAUUCCCGUCAAACGAGGAGAGGAGAACACUGACUAUGUCAAUGCCUCUUUCAUUGAUGGCUACCGCCAGAAGGACUCGUACAUGGCGAGCCAGGGCCCCCUGCAGCACACCAUAGAGGACUUCUGGAGGAUGAUCUGGGAGUGGAGAAGCUGCUCCAUAGUCAUGCUCACUGAGCUGGAGGAGAGAGGCCAGGAAAAGUGUGCUCAGUAUUGGCCCAGUGAUGGAGUGGUGGUCUACGGGGACAUCUCCAUCGAGAUUAAAAGGGAGGAGGAGAGUGAGAGCUACACAGUGCGUGACCUCCUGGUCACCAACAACAGGGAGAACAAGGCUCGAGCGGUGCGUCAGUUCCAUUUCCACGGCUGGCCAGAGGUGGGUAUCCCCACUGAUGGGAAAGGCAUGAUCAAUAUAAUCGCUGCGGUGCAGAAACAACAGCAGCAGUCUGGCAACCACCCCAUCACUGUACACUGCAGUGCUGGCGCUGGCCGGACAGGGACUUUCUGUGCGUUGAGUACAGUGCUGGAGAGGGUGAAGGCAGAGGGCAUCCUGGAUGUCUUCCAGACUGUCAAGAGCCUCAGACUGCAGAGACCCCACAUGGUGCAGACACUGGAACAGUACGAGUUCUGCUACAAAGUGGUCCAGGAGUAUAUCGAUGCCUUUUCUGACUACGCCAACUUCAAGUAGGGACCCGCCAUGGAUGGAUUGAUAGGUGGAUGUCAGCAUACACUUGAUACAAGCACGCACCAGAUCCUACACACACAUACAUUACCAUGCAGAAACCUGCAUAUUCCCAUCUGGUGGAUUAAAAAAAUAAAUAAAAAGGACUCAUCACAACUUGAUCUGUGGAUGGGAUGAACUGCCCGAAAGGAAAAGGGAACAGACGUCUCGGCCCGGAGGACAGGGCAGUGCAGUCGGACAGAGAAAAUAACUGAGAUGCCUUCUUGAAUAUUUUGUAAUAUUGGUCUUGUUAAUACAGCCCUUCAACCCUAUUUCCUUCUCAUCUCUCCCCCAUAUGUAUAUAUACUUACUGUGUUGCAUCUUAUUACUUUGGUUUCAGACACAGUUUUGAGUUUGGCUGCAUUUUCGGGUGGCACCUGUAAUGUAUUUUAUUGGUAUAUAUAUAAAUAUAUAAAUAUAUAUGAAUAUGAAUCUAAUGCUUU
Seriola dumerili (greater amberjack) is the source of this 3424-nucleotide messenger RNA. It is a transcript of the gene ptpra, whose product is annotated as protein tyrosine phosphatase, receptor type A. The transcript has 22 exons. Gene Ontology annotation, biological process: protein dephosphorylation. Lineage: Eukaryota; Metazoa; Chordata; Actinopteri; Carangiformes; Carangidae. The record is from RefSeq and is a predicted model, not a curated record. Bases 420 to 2948 code for a protein of 842 amino acids. Gene Ontology annotation, molecular function: protein tyrosine phosphatase activity.